Molecule: messenger RNA, 2610 nt
Organism: Lates calcarifer (barramundi perch)
Lineage: Eukaryota; Metazoa; Chordata; Actinopteri; Centropomidae
Product: adaptor related protein complex 2 subunit mu 1
Exons: 13
Coding region: 217-1545 (442 amino acids)
Biological process (GO): clathrin-dependent endocytosis; intracellular protein transport
Cellular component (GO): cytoplasmic vesicle; AP-2 adaptor complex
Molecular function (GO): clathrin-cargo adaptor activity
Source: RefSeq, a predicted model, not a curated record
GAACGGCCGUGCGUAAGGACGGCGGGUCAGCUGACAGCUAUCAGAGGACCGGGAGGAAGGAGCGGAAUUAGCGGGUGUGUGAACUGGGAACCUUACGGGAUCUUGACAGAAGCUGUAUCCAAGGCCGAACGGGGAGCGAAGACUGGUGGUGUUCGUGAGAGAACUAGGGCGGGGUUUGGUUUCACCAUGGCCAGUUGGGACUGAGAGGCAGCCACAAUGAUUGGAGGACUGUUCAUCUACAACCACAAAGGGGAGGUCCUCAUCUCCCGGGUCUACAGAGAUGACAUAGGGCGUAAUGCAGUGGACGCGUUCCGUGUGAACGUGAUUCACGCCCGGCAGCAGGUUCGAUCCCCAGUGACCAACAUUGCCCGCACCAGCUUCUUCCAUGUCAAGCGUUCCAACAUCUGGUUGGCGGCGGUCACCAAGCAGAAUGUCAAUGCUGCCAUGGUGUUUGAGUUCCUUUACAAGAUGUGUGAUGUCAUGACGGCCUAUUUCGGCAAGAUCAGCGAGGAGAACAUCAAGAACAACUUUGUGCUCAUCUACGAGCUUCUGGAUGAGAUCCUGGACUUUGGCUACCCCCAGAACUCAGAGACUGGAGCUCUGAAGACCUUCAUCACCCAGCAGGGCAUCAAGGGACAGCACCAGACAAAAGAGGAGCAGUCUCAGAUCACCAGCCAGGUGACAGGGCAGAUCGGCUGGCGUCGCGAGGGCAUCAAGUAUCGCCGCAACGAACUUUUCCUGGACGUACUGGAGAGCGUCAACCUGCUCAUGUCACCACAAGGUCAGGUCCUGAGCGCCCACGUGUCAGGCCGAGUAGUGAUGAAGAGCUACCUGAGUGGAAUGCCUGAGUGUAAAUUCGGCAUGAACGACAAGAUUGUCAUCGACAAGCAGGGCAAGGGAGGAGCGUCUGAUGACGCAGGAAAGAGUGAUUUAGGGGGAGGAAGUGGGAAGCAGUCCAUAGCCAUCGACGACUGCACUUUCCACCAGUGUGUGCGCCUCAGUAAGUUUGACUCGGAGCGUAGCAUCAGCUUCAUCCCCCCCGAUGGAGAGUAUGAGCUCAUGAGGUAUCGCACCACCAAGGACAUCAUCCUGCCCUUCAGGGUUAUUCCCCUGGUGCGGGAGGUGGGCCGCACCAAACUGGAGGUCAAGGUGGUCAUCAAGUCCAACUUCAAGCCCUCACUGCUGGCUCAGAAGAUCGAGGUGCGUAUCCCAACGCCCCUCAACACCAGCGGCGUGCAGGUGAUUUGUAUGAAGGGAAAAGCCAAGUAUAAGGCCAGUGAGAAUGCCAUCGUCUGGAAGAUCAAACGCAUGGCCGGGAUGAAAGAGUCUCAGAUCAGCGCUGAGAUUGAGCUGCUGCCCACCAACGAUAAGAAGAAAUGGGCCAGGCCUCCCAUCUCUAUGAACUUUGAGGUUCCUUUCGCGCCAUCAGGCCUGAAGGUGCGCUACUUGAAGGUGUUUGAGUCCAAGCUCAACUACAGUGACCACGACGUCAUCAAAUGGGUGCGGUACAUCGGCCGCUCCGGCAUCUACGAAACUCGCUGCUAAAGUUCAGACCCCUCCCCUGACCCCCCCACUGCCCCGUGCCCAGCAGCGAACUGACCACUUUGCUCCCGUCUAUCCUAUCCAGAUUUUUUUUUUCUCCUCCCUCUUCCUACUUUGUCUCUCUCCUCCCCUCAAUCCUUAUAGCUUCUCUCAUACAUCCCUCCCACAACCCUCACCCCUUCUUAACUAGGUGUCGGAGAUUGAAUUUACAUCAUAAAAAAGAAAAAAGUAAAUAUGGUAUAAUGCACAGAUAUAUGCAAAAUGUGAACCAUUGUAUCGUAUAUAUCUUGUAGUGAUGAGUAAACCUGUAAACCAACUGGUGUCCGAAAGAAAAAAGACGAGUGAUGCAGGGGGGGACCAGGGGGAGAGGGGUUGCUCUGUUGCGUUUAUUCAGUGUUACCGUUUCACUAUCUGCUCUCCGUUUACAUUAGACAUCCCACAAGUUGUAGAUUUAUCCCACCUAAGAUGAUUUGUAGCUAUUGUGGUUUAUAAUGAAUCCUGAUUAUAGUUCCUGUAUAUGAGCUUCUGUCUCAGUAGAGUCUACCCUUCAAAUUGAGCUGCAUUGUCUGAUUCUGUAUCGUGAACUGAUUGAUAUUUGAUAUGUGUUUUUGAGAAUGGUCAUUUGGAUCUCAGUUGCUUUCUCUUUGCCACUCAGCAGGAUGAGAGAGUAAAAUAAUUUUCAGCUUACGGAGUCUCUUUAAGGGUAGUUGGGAAAGAGAAUGAAUUCAAAAUGACUGAGCUGUUUUUGUACUUAGUGGAGAGUGUGUUGUUUCUUUCCCCUGUUAUUACGUCAAAGUAAAGUUAAAACGUAAGAGGAACAUUCCAGACAGUUUAGAGGUUCGACCACCAUCCUCAUCAGGAGUUGCAACUCAAAUUUUCCCACGUUUCUUAAGCACUAAGAUCAACUCUGUCACACUAUUUAGAUUCAAACAUCAGGCCCCUGGGAGUUAGUGCGUGUUUGCAGUGAGGUAAGGUCUCCCCCUGGUGUUCGCCUCGUCACUGUCUGCUUCUUCAUGUUUGUAGCCCUGGUGACCGUUCUGUCCAAUAAAAUCUGACUAUGUAACCAAA